Molecule: messenger RNA, 1785 nt
Organism: Linum trigynum
Lineage: Eukaryota; Viridiplantae; Streptophyta; Magnoliopsida; Malpighiales; Linaceae
Source: the annotation of a GenBank genome assembly
GUCCAUACUACUGCCACCUCAUCGCCUCUCAGCUGGCGCUCUGUCCAAACCGCAACCGCCAGUUCCUCUCUCUCGAUCUCUCUUCCUUCUAAUUCCACCGCCGACUCCGUCCCGGCCGCCAUCUCCACUCUCAAGAGCUUUCUCCGAUAUCGAAAUGGAGACGAUGAUCAUCUCCACUGCGGCGUCCUCUUUUCCCGAUUUUGCGGGUCUCUCCCCUCUUCUCUCCCGCGCCCCUAGUAAACCUCUUUCUUCUCACUUCCCCAACCCCCACCGCCGCCGCAUUCCGCCGCUACGGAAACGUUCAUCCAAUUCUACAGUGACGGCAGCGCAAGCAACUUCCGAUAGCGAAACCUCUAGUCCGGAUUCAGGAAACAAACCGCCAGCGGCGGCUUCCCCGACUGUUUCUCCUGUUUACGUCCCCACGCCUCGGAAUCGGGACCUGCGUACUCCGCACAGCGGCUACCACUUCGACGGGACGACGAGGAAGUUCUUCGAAGGGUGGUACUUCAAGGUCUCCAUCCCGGAGAAGAGGCAGAGCUUCUGUUUCAUGUACUCGGUCGAGAAUCCGGUGUUUCCGAAGCCGUUGUCGCCGUUCGAUAUGCUGCAGCACGGGACUCGAUCCACCGGCGUCGGGGCUCAGAUUCUGGGUGCUUAUGAUAAGUACAUAUGCCAGUUCUCUGAAGAAUCUUACAAUUUUUGGGGGAGUAGACAUGAGCUGAUAUUGGGGAAUACUUUUGCUGCCCAGAAAGACAUGAGGCCUCCAACCAAGGAGGUUCCCCCUCAGGAAUUCAAUAGAAGAGUUAUGGAAGGUUUUCAAGUAACCCCAACCUGGCAUCAAGGUUACAUAUGUGACAAUGGCAGAACUGAUUAUGCGGAAACUGUCAAGACAGCUCGAUGGGAGUACAGUACCCGGCCUGUGUAUGGAUGGGGUGAUGUAGGGUCGAAACAGAAGUCCACGGCAAGCUGGCCUGCAGCUUUUCCUGUAUUUGAACCCCAUUGGCAAAUAUGCAUGGCUGGCGGACUCUCAACAGGUUGGAUAGAAUGGGAUGACGAAAGGUUUGAGUUUACGGAUGCCCCUUCUUACUCCGAAAAGAAUUGGGGCGGUGGCUUCCCCAGAAAAUGGUUUUGGGUUCAAUGUAACGUCUUUGAAGGUGCGGAUGGAGAGGUGGCUUUAACAUCAGGUGGCGGCUUGAGGCAAUUGCCCGGACCAGGCGAGAUUUUUGAGAAUGCUGCAUUGAUUGGGGUGCACUACAAUGGGGUUUUCUACGAGUUCGUACCAUGGAACGGGGUUGUGAAUUGGGAGAUUGCUCCAUGGGGUUCUUGGUACCUUACGGCAGAGAAUGAGACACACAUGGUCGAGCUGGUGGCAACUGCGGACGAUCCAGGAACAACAUUACGGGCUCCAACCACGGAAUCUGGAUUUGCUCCAGCAUGCAAAGAUACUUGCUUUGGCAACCUCAAAUUGCAGAUUUGGGAACGUAGAUACGAUGGAGCAAAGGGGAAGGUGAUUUUGGAAGUCACAAGCAACAUGGCAGCACUGGAAGUUGGAGGAGGACCCUGGUUCAAUACGUGGAAGGGGAAGACGUCAUUGCCGGAGAUUGCCGGCCGUUUACUUCGGGCUCCCGUCGAUGUCGAAGGAAUUCUGGGUUUUAUUCCAUUUCUCAAACCACCUGGCUUGUAAGAAAUGAUGCUCUACAUAUAGAAUGGGAUGAUGAUACAUUUGAUACCACCAGUAGUAUUAGUAUUAUACGAUGGAGGAAAUGCUAACGUCCUGUGAUAUUAUAC